UUAGUAAACAAUAGCGGGGCAGUGGCAGUGCCGCUCUCCACUUCAUCUGGUACACAGCUACCGCUCUGUCCCUGGCCGCCUCGCUUAUCGUUGCUUGUUCGUUGACGAAUUCUGCCACGCCAUAUCGCAUUCCUAGACUACAGGGUCUUAAUGUACUAUUGUAUAGACAUUAUUCUCCUCGGUGAAUGAAGAAGCGACAAUCGUUAAUUGAUAGUUCGUGAAACGAUAUGUUACAAGUGUUGUCUAAUGAUGAGGAUGGUCAUGUCAACCUAGCAGUAGUUACUCAACAAAGCUCAACAGAUUCCCAUAAGAAACGUGCUUCACAAUGGCUCCUCAGACCACGUUACUGGAGGCCGCACCACUAGACGCUGUUAAUGACGUGCAACUGGAUGAUGACCUAGAUGCCAACCUCAGCUACACCACCCCGCCCUACCUCUCCCACACACACACUUACACCUCCAACAUGUCAUAUACAUCGUUGCCUAUCAUCACACAUACCUCCCCACCCACCCUCACACAUACCUCCCCGGCUUCACAUUUACACAGUUCCACGCCCACUCAUUUACACAACUCCACACUCACUCAUACGCAAGUUUAUUCUCCAGAAUCUACAAAACUCCAAGCCAAUGAAUCUCAGAAUGCUGAGAGGGGCGUGCCGGACUGUUUGGAGGGAUGUGUAUGUUCAAGUAACGGCUCCACGUGUGAGUGUAAGAGCGACUCCCGCGCCUCCAGCAGCCCAGAUGUGGACGGUGGAUGGGCGUGGGUGGUGGUGGUAGCCGCCUUCUUCCAGUUCUUCGUCUCCUCCGGGAUGUACUACUCCUUCAGUGUAUUUUUCGUGGAACUGCUGCAGAGCUUCGGGGAGACGCGAGCCAAGACGGGGUGGGUAUAUUCUACCAACUCGGCGGUGCACAUGUUCUGUGGGCCCCUGGGGGGGUGGGUCAUCUCACGCUGGGGUCCCCGCACCGCCGUCAUGCUUGGGGGCGUCUUCGCUGGCCUUGGCAACAUCAUGACCGCCUUUGCCCCAAGUCUGGAUGUUGUCUUCGUUACACACGGCUUCAUUAAUGCUGUUGGGACGAGCCUCAACUUCUCUGGGUGGAUUGUGGGUCUGGCCAGGUUCUGGCAGCGUGGCCACGCCUUGGCCGUGGGUGUGGCUAUGUCCGGCUCCGGCUUUGGGGUGUUCGUGCUGGGCCCUCUUAUGGAGACUCUCGUGCAGGAAUAUGGCUGGCGUGGGGCAAUGCUCAUCUGUGCCGGCAUGUCGUUUAAUUUCAGCGUCUUUGGUGCUACUAUAUACAAGUUGAGGCGACCGUCGUUGGCAAAGGGACUUUACCGAGAAGACCAAAGACUGAUGAUUGUUGUGGAAGACGUAGGUAAGCCUGAGGAUGGCUAUGAUAAUACUCAUACUGAAACUAGUGAGGAGAGUUUCCACAGCAGCGACAUCAGUAGAUCUGAGACCAGUUUGAAGAAUGACCCAUUGAAGGAGACGCUGGCUAUGCCCUCACUGGUGGGAGCUGGCAGUGUAUGGUCACUGGCACACUAUGACCACGACAAACAACAUAACCCACGACUACGAGGCUGGGUAUCUUCCUUGAGGCGCGGCAAUACACACACCACGCCCAAGUAUCAACAAGGUGGAGCAGAUGAAAGUGGCACGGCACGACGGCUACUGUGCUCUCCCACAUUCUGGCUGCUGGAGGCGUCGUGUUUUCUAAGCUUCAUGGCGACCACCACGAUGUUCGCCGUCUUCCUUGACUGGACAGUGUGGUCGGGGCUAGGAGUGGCUUUCUCAGGCGCCUUGGCCGGUAGUGGUGCUGGCGACCUGUUGGGCCGCGUACUGGCCGGGGCGCUCAUGGGUCGUGGGCUGCCGCCCCUUAUUUUGUUUAGUGGGAUACAGAUCUUAUUAGCCUUUACCAUUGGUUGUGCGGCGAUCUCCUCAACCCCCGGGCAGUUGGUGGCAUCCAUGGUGGGUAUGGGCGUCGCUUGUGGGCUGCAGAGUGUGUUGUACGCCCUCAUGCCCUCACAGCUCAGCUCUGGCGUGGGUGUUGGCCGUGUACUUGGCUACCUCCUCUUCGUGACAGGAGCGGGAGCCCUAUUGGGGCCUCCUAUAGCAGGCGUUAUUGUGGACCAGACGGGGUCUUACGCUCCUGUGUUGAUGUUGUGUGCAACAGCUCCGGCCGCUGCAGCCGUCCUCAACUUUGCAGCACACUGCACUUCCCGCACAGCCAAAUCUCCACUAAAAUCACCACCUCCACAACCUUACGACACCAUUUGAAUAAACGCUUGUGUUAC
Molecule: messenger RNA, 2286 nt
Organism: Homarus americanus (American lobster)
Lineage: Eukaryota; Metazoa; Arthropoda; Malacostraca; Decapoda; Nephropidae
Product: monocarboxylate transporter 13-like
Exons: 5
Coding region: 326-2269 (647 amino acids)
Biological process (GO): monocarboxylic acid transport; transmembrane transport
Molecular function (GO): monocarboxylic acid transmembrane transporter activity
Source: RefSeq, a predicted model, not a curated record